UGACGAGGAAUAUGUACAAUCUGUUUAUAUUAAACCACCAGAAGCACACCAGAUUAUUAUGGAGCCUCUUCCAAAAAGGCUGCUGGACAAUAUAAAAGAGAGAUUAAGGGUGGAAUGGCUGAUGAAUACUACUAUACGAGACGUUAUAUUUCACAUGUUUUAUGUAUCAGUAGUUAUAACUAUGGUCCAUGGACAUCGUAAUAUUUAUAGUUCUUUUCUGUGCACCGAAGCAGUCCGGUCACUGUUUGUGAAACCUUCUAUUGGAAUGAAAAUGGGAAAGGUAUCUAACACAGACGACUUUGAGAAAUACCUUCACAGUACAUUUAUACCUGCAAUGACUGAUAUCACAUCAGACCAUGACUAUGCUACACGAGGCUCCAAUCAUUAUCUUGUAGGAACGUAUCGAUUACGACAAUUAAGAAUCAAAACAGACGUCUGUGCACCAAUUAUGUACGGUUUGCCCCGUGAUUGUAAAGGGCCGUACUCCGUGACCGAAGAAGAAACAAGAUAUUUUGACCAGUCCUGGUCCAAACCUUUGACUGGUGUUGAUGCUACUAAUGUUGAUGAUAAAUCUGAUCAUUGGAAAUACCGCAGCACGUGGGAUCUCAAGACUUUGCCAUUUCCUGGGACACAUGGGACGUAUUCCGGUGGAGGAUAUGUGCUACAACUACCAGCAAAAGUUUCCACUCAUUCAGAUAUUCUUUCUGGAUUAUUUGCAGAUAAAUGGAUAGACCAAUAUACUAGAGCAAUAUUUCAUAGAAUUUACUCUAUAUAACCCAAAUGUAGAUUUAUUCACUGUUGUAGUUUAUCUAUUUGAAUUCACUAAUGUCGGUAGAGUAUUCCGAUAAAUUACGAGUUCACUUCCAGUCUAUAUCAUUACUCGACAGAUUAUCAAAUGGUAGUGUUGGUUUGUGAAAUCUUGUUUAUUUGUUUCACAUGUCUAUUUAUUUAUGUGGAAGUUAAACGGUUCAAACAGUUGGGAAAAGUAAAAUAUUUUUUCUGACUUCUGGUCAUAUGUUGAAAUAUCUCAAUUAUCUUUAUCAGUUUCAUUAUUAGGUCUUUUUAUAAAAAGAUACUUUACCAUUAACAAUACUCUUGCUGAGUUAAAACAGGCACAAGAUAAUGGAUAUAUCAAUUUUCAUUCGGCAAUUUUCUGGGACUUUGUCUUCGGUUACGUAUCUGCAGUUCUUGUCGCUCUCGUUACAUUGAAAACUUUAAAGCAUGUGCGCUACAACAAGCGAAUUAAAAUUGUGACAAAAACUCUAAGUAAUAUUCGCCCUGUUUAUAUCGGAUAUGUGUUUGGGUUUGCUGUCAUGACGACUUCUUUUGCAAGUUUAGGAUAUUCUUUUUUUCGGUUACAGUAUGGACGGUUACAAGACGUUCUAUGAUUCGUGGGUAUCUAUAAUAUUAGUACUGUUGGGUGUCGGAGACUUUGUUGGAUUACAAGACAUGUUUAGAUAUGCUGGACCGAUGUUUAUUGUUGCCAUUGUUAUGAUAUGCCAAUAUAUAUUGAUGGUGAUGAUGACAACAGUUUUGAACUUCGGUAGAUUAGAGGCAAAGCACGAACUUUCUAAAAGGAAAAGAAAAAUGGCAUUAAUUAAGUACAUGAGGAGUAGAGUAAAAUUAUUGCUAGAUAUGAAAUAAAUAGUUUUUGAUUUUUGUUUUUCCCAAAUGAGGCAUUUGAGCUGAAAAAAGUGUAAAUAAGCUUUUUAAAAGUAUUCAAGAUGUCUUAAUAUGCAUACAUUACACAUCAUCAAUACAUAUAUUUAACUUGUGAUCAUUAAAUUGAUUACAGCUGUCUCUUUCAGAAAUUAAUUGUAUUGUUUGUACUAGACUGGUUAAAUUGCAUCGUCAGAACCCACGGUACACAUUCUGUACACUAGUAUACUGCAUUUAAUACAAUAUGUAUUGAUCUGAAUUAACACAGUUGGGUACUAGUUAUUACAAGGGUUGCUCCAGAAAUACCCAGAAUUAACUCACAGGUUCAAUAAAUUAACAUUUAUUCAUAUUCAUAUUUAAACUCUAUAUAUAUGCACAAUGUAACUCUUUUUAAAAAAAAAAGAUUUAACAAAUUCUGACCAACACAUGCAUAUCUUA
Molecule: messenger RNA, 2097 nt
Organism: Ruditapes philippinarum (Manila clam)
Lineage: Eukaryota; Metazoa; Mollusca; Bivalvia; Venerida; Veneridae
Product: polycystin-2-like protein 1
Exons: 5
Coding region: 59-775 (238 amino acids)
Biological process (GO): detection of mechanical stimulus
Cellular component (GO): membrane
Molecular function (GO): calcium channel activity
Source: RefSeq, a predicted model, not a curated record